This is a messenger RNA of Eruca vesicaria subsp. sativa (arugula), 449 nucleotides long. The record is from the annotation of a GenBank genome assembly. NCBI's taxonomy places the organism in Eukaryota, Viridiplantae, Streptophyta, Magnoliopsida, Brassicales, Brassicaceae.
CUUUAAAGAGAGAGAAGAUUCAAAGAGGCAUGAGAGAUUCAAGAAGAGCAUCUUCAGACAUGAGUGCUUGGUGUUCUGCUGUUGUGUUGUUGUCUUUGAUACUUUUGUUAUCAGUUCGUGAGAACAACGCUUCUGAUUCUCUCAGAGGGUCUCAGUUCUCAGAGAAACCUUGCGAAGAGAUUUACGUCGUGGGAGAAGGAGAAACGCUUCACACCAUCGGCGAUAAAUGCGGCGACCCUUUUAUAGUUGAGAGAAACCCGCAUAUCCAUGACCCGGAUGACGUCUUCCCGGGUCUUGUUCUCAGGAUCGCACCUUUUUACUUCUCUAGGAAAGUGAAACAUAUAUAAAAAUGUUAGUUGUUUCUUUUAAUUUUGUAUGCGUGCAUGUAUAUAUAUAUAUAUAUACUAUAUGAAUUCCAAAACAAAUGCAGAAGAAACAGAGUCAAAAAC